AUGCCUAACCAGGUGUCAUCAUCAAUUGGUAACUGUCCCAUACCGAGUUUGGAGGUUUGUCCUCCCACAUACUACAGGUCGUACUCUGGUCUUUGUAACAAUGUAGCACAACCGGAAUGGGGUACAAGUCACACAGCACUUUCCCGAAUACUGAAACCUGUUUAUGCUGACGGUUUG
Ostertagia ostertagi is the source of this 177-nucleotide messenger RNA. NCBI's taxonomy places the organism in Eukaryota, Metazoa, Nematoda, Chromadorea, Rhabditida, Trichostrongylidae. The record is from the annotation of a GenBank genome assembly.